UCCUGGAAACUGCAAGCGAUUUGUUUGGAAAGCCGAGCAUACUGUGUAGACUCCUCCCUUGUAGUCGCUUUUGUAUAUUUAAUUUCCGUCAGACAUGGAGAAGGAAAGAAAAGCUAUUUUGAUUUUCCCUGUUAUUUGGGGAGAUGAAGUUCCGCUUAAAGAAAUUGAGUCAAAAAGAAAAAGAGAGAAAUUUCAUAGAGAACGGAGGGCGGAUGCUGGAGGAAUUCAUCUCUUCUUGUGAUGGCAGAGUGAAUCCCAUCCGGAUGUACUCAGCAGCAGAGCUAGAAAAGGCUAUUGGCAACACCAAUCCAGUUCUCCCCGACAGCGGUGGAAAUUAUUACGAGGGAACCUACCGUGGCCGUACCAUUCUCAUAGAGUUCCGUGAAUGGGGUCGUGACGAUAUUUUCAACGAAAUGGCAGUGUUGUCACAGAUGAAGCAUAGGAACGUGGUGAAGCUCUUGGGGUGUUGCCUUGAGACGAAAAUUCCCAUGCUUGUCUAUGAAUUCGCCUCCAAUGGAACACUUUCUGACCAUAUCAAAGACCUUUCGUGGGAAGACCGUCUAAGAAUUGCAGCCCAAGUAGCUGAUGCACUUACAUAUAUGCACACGGCCACUUCUACACCCAUCGUACAUAGGGACAUAAAACCAUCCACUAUUUUAUUGGAUGAUAACUAUUCCCCCAAAGUAUUUGAAUUAGGGCUCUGUGUAACAAUUCCUGUAGGAGAAACGCAUGUAGAGACACGCGUAGUGGGAACCGUGUACUAUAUGGCUCCUGACCAAGUUUCGAGAGGCCGAGUAACAGAAAAGUGCGACGUCUAUAGCUUCGGGCAGCUCCUGCUUGAUCUGCUUACCCAAACAUCUCCACAUGAGAGGUCGAAAGCCAUUAUGGAUAAGGGCGGUGAUUUGGCCAUUCCAUCCAUCGAAGGUAAAAUGGAUGCUGGCAAUAGAAGCCAGGGAAAGACGGAGCAAUUGUUGGCUUUUGCAGUGCUUGCCUCAAGGUGCCUCGAACGUGAGGGUGAAGAAAGGCCAACCAUGAAGGAUGUGGUUCAAGAGCUUAGAAGGAUAAUAAGAUCAUCUUUGGAAACAAGGAAUACAACAGAAACGGAAAACGUUUCCAUGGAGGAAGUGCAUCAGGAGCUCAGAAGGAUACUAAGGUUCUUGUACGAACCAAUGUCUAUGACAGAAAGGGAAAGAUAUUCCGAUGUUAGUGAUCUUGAAAGACAUUCCGAUGUAAGAGAUUUUUCUCCAAGAUCCGGAAUACUUAGCACAGGGAAAUUGACAGAAAAGAGCGAUGUCUAUAGCUCUGGGGAGCUCUUGCUCGAUCUUUUAACUGGAAAGAAGGCUUAUGACUGGAAGAGGACAGGUGACCGAGGUGCUGCAUUUUCAGAUCUGGUAAUUUCUUCCAUGAAAGAGGAAUGGCUUGGCCUGGAUUCGGAGGCCAGCAUUGAGAGUGACAAAAAGAUGGAGCAACUGAUAGCUUGGGUAGAGCUUGCCUUAAGCUGUGUCAAACCAAAAGGGGAGGAAAGGCCUACAAUGAAGGAAGUGGCGCAGGAGCUCAGAAGAAUAAAAGGAGCCAAGACUUACUUGUAA
Molecule: messenger RNA, 1589 nt
Organism: Magnolia sinica
Lineage: Eukaryota; Viridiplantae; Streptophyta; Magnoliopsida; Magnoliales; Magnoliaceae
Product: wall-associated receptor kinase-like 17
Exons: 2
Coding region: 144-1589 (481 amino acids)
Biological process (GO): protein phosphorylation; cell surface receptor signaling pathway
Cellular component (GO): plasma membrane
Molecular function (GO): protein serine/threonine kinase activity; ATP binding
Source: RefSeq, a predicted model, not a curated record